Maniola jurtina (meadow brown) is the source of this 2346-nucleotide messenger RNA. RefSeq names its product solute carrier family 66 member 2. Gene Ontology annotation, cellular component: trans-Golgi network; endosome. Bases 308 to 1180 code for a protein of 290 amino acids. Gene Ontology annotation, biological process: phospholipid translocation; retrograde transport, endosome to Golgi. NCBI's taxonomy places the organism in Eukaryota, Metazoa, Arthropoda, Insecta, Lepidoptera, Nymphalidae. The record is from RefSeq and is a predicted model, not a curated record. The transcript has 6 exons.
AUCACUAAUACUUCACUAUCAUUGUCAAUGUCAAAUUGCCAUACGUCAUUCAUAUUUCAUUCAUGAUUCUCCUUUUUCAAAAUUGAAAAUUCAAUUCAAUGUUUCAGUGGUUUCAUUGUCUGCUUGAAUGAUAUUUUCGGGGUUUUAAUCAAAAUAAAUAAAUCGCACAGUGGAGAUUGAAUAACGUGAAUUAAUAAGUUGUUAUCAUGAACUUAAUAAGUUAUUCUUACAAGUGUGUAAUAAAAAAAAGACUGUUAUAGUUCGAUAGGAACUCCUGAAUAGAAGGGCGUGAAAAAUAUUUUUAACAAUGGAUUGGAUAAUAUCUGAUGAAUUAGGGCUUACCGUGGGCCAUUUAGUCGGCUGGGGUGCAGCUACGGCUAUGAUUGUAGGAGGAGUAGCCCCAUACAUUCCACAGUAUAGACAAAUUAAAAGAACGCAGGAUGCUGAAGGAUUCUCCCUAUAUGUUUGUUUGACGCUAUUAAUAGCAAAUACAUUGCGAAUAUUGUUUUGGUUUGGCAAACGCUAUGAAAUACCAUUAUUAAUUCAAAGUAUAGUAAUGAAUGCAACAAUGUUUGCUAUGAUCCAUCUUUGUGUGAAUGUACGGAAAAAAAAUCAAAUUAUUAGAGCAAGAGAGCGAAUAUUCACAGGUGCAAUAUUCAUGUUAUAUAUACUAUUAUGUUGUGUAAACGGCUCAGCUCAGCCAGACGAUACAGCGCAGUGGUUGGGACAACGCAGUGGCAUCGUUGGUGGGGAAAAACCACAUCGUUUUUAUGAUAUGGACAGAAAGUAUUUCUGGGCGUGGACGGACUUCCAGAGCUACGUAGACUGUAUGCUAGUAUUCUCAGUAUUUGGUGCAGCUAUCACAUACCUGUUGAUAGAAUUCUCGCCGUUUGUGGAACUGAUCGGGUUUCUCGCCGUAUUCACUGAAGCCAUGUUAGGGGCACCGCAGAUAGUUAAGAACCUAGGCAACAAAAGUACGGAAGGCAUGAGCCUAAGCAUGGUGAUAAUGUGGACUUGUGGAGAUUUAUUUAAGACUGCUUAUUUUGUUAUAAGAGAAGCGCCCGCACAGUUUUGGGUGUGUGGCAGCUUACAAGUAUUGUUAGACAUUAUUAUACUCAUACAAGUGUGGCUGUACCGACAAAACACCGCAGCGGCGCGGCGCGUCCGGCGCGGUGACUAGCAGUGGACGGAGACCGACUUAUAGCGCUCACUGCGCUCUUCCCGCUACCGCCGACCAGCCCCGGCACUGCCCCGCUUCCUCUCCACUUUAUGACGAACAAUUUACUUCUGAUGAACCACGUGUGUAUCCUAUUAUAUUUGUUAUAAUCCCCGUUACACAGAGUACCUAGUUAGUCAGAGUUCAUAAUUGUGACGACAUUACAAUUAAAUCUAAAAGUGCGCACCCUGUGUUCUUCCACGGUAGCUACUAUACUGACCGGUCGUCACUAUCUUGUGUCAAACAAUUUACUUCUGAUGAACCAGUUGUGUAUCUUAUUAUAUUUUUUAUAAUCCCCGUUACAUAAAAUACCUAGCUAGUCAGAGUAUGUGGCGACGACCAAAUUACAAUUAAAUCUAAAAGUGCGCACCCACCAUUCUGCCACAGUACUAUCCCGCUCAGUGGUUCAAAUUUUAUCACGAGCAAUUUACUUCUGAUGAACCACUUGUGUAUCCUAUUAUAUUUGUUAUAAUCCCCGUUACACAGAAUACUUAGCUAGUCAGAGUAAGUGGUGGCAACCACAUUACAAUCAAAUCUAAAAGUGCGCAUCCUCCGUUCUGCCACGGUGCUAUCGCGACCGGUCGUCUAUACUUACGACGAUCAUUACUUCUGAUGAACCACUUAUGUAUUCUGUUAUAUUUGAUAUAAUCCCCGUUACACAGAAUACUUAGCUAGUCAGAGUAUGUGGUGACAACCACAUUACAAUCAAAUCUAAAAUUGCGCAUCCCCUGUUCUGCCACGGUGCUAUUCCGACCAGUCUAAACCUUAUGUCGAGCAAUUUACUUCUGACGAACCACGUCUGGUGUACCCUUUUAUACUUUUUAUGAUCCCUUUUACACAAAGACUAAAUGGCCCUUCCACUUUAUCUACCAUGGCGACGACGGAUAUAAAACUUACACCCGUAUUCACAAACGUUACUAUGAGGUCUCACAGUGCGCUCGAACGCACAGUGUCCGUUCCACCAAUCAGAUGACCGUAUCACGUCAAUUUACAAUGAUCUGAUUGGUGGAACCUACACUAUGCGUUCGAGCUUACUGUGAGACCUCAUAGUAACGUUUGUAAAUACGGCCGUUAAUCAUGUGGUUAUUAUUCAGUGUUAACAAUUGAGUCGACAAACUUAAAGUCAAAAA